UUUACAUAACAAAUGCCUUCUGCGUCCACACAAAUUAAGCCAGUUUCCUCGGAUUUUGGUACAGAACUUUUUGAUAGGUUCAAUUUUUGCCUUUCAGAAACGUGUGUUUGAAAAGUUAGUGGAUCAAAUUUCAGCUGGUUCUUCGCUUGUGUCAGGCGGAAAGUAACUGACUCAGACGGCCAUUUUGCUAAGGAAUAGGGUAGGUUCUACUAUAUUGGUAAUUACCGUAAGCCCUUUACUUGGUUCUGUAACUAAAGAAUUUUCUUGGGCACACAAGGCUUAUGUUGAUCGCUCAAUAUAUUGGAUAUAUGAAUCGAGCGAGGUAAUACAGAUAUGAUCCGAUUUGCUCAUGAUAUUCUUCCGUCGAAUACGACCGCUUCAACUUUUGUUUAUUUUCUUAGAACCCGGCAAUACCUUAACAAGAUAGCAAAGAGAAUGGCUCACUCAAGAAUGGCUCGCUUUGCGGUGUUUUGGUUCAACGUAUUUGCCCUUGUUAUUUUUACACACCCAGUGUCUGCUGCAAUUACAACCACUCUGAGUAAGUUUUUUUAUUUCUUAUUAAUUAUUGUAAGAUUUGCUUUGAGGAAUUGGGAAAGAUGUAUUCCACUUUAUCAACAGGAGAUAUAGAAACAGCUAUUUGGUGUUUUCAUGCACACAAAAAUAACCACUAAACGAUUUUUCCUGAAAACGUCGAUGUAAUAUUAUUCCGGAAGUAACGCAAUAAUUACUAUGGCUCAGCUUCGGUCUGUUGUUUAUGCAAAUACAGUCGAACCCGGCGACACCUCGUUAUUACGGCAGUUUUCUUUGUCCCUGGGAGAAAGCCCUUAAAUUUUUUCUAAAUUUAACCUGCAUAAUACGGACACCCGUUAUUGUUGACAACGAAUAUUUUUUUUCUUGCACAAUCAACAGAUUCUCACAGAAGGUCAAGCUCGGUAAUGAGGCCACUUUAUUUUCCACUUUGUGCUCGUAAUAAACCUCUCUUUCCUGAAGGUAGAAAAAACUUUCAGUUGACAUCAUAUCGAUGUUUCCAGUGCUACAGUACACCGAAUAGGAUGAAUUGUGAACGUCAAUUUUAGACUAAUUUGACAUCAAUAGAGUGAAUAUGCAGAGAACGGUUUUUGAUUAUACAAUGGAUUAUGAGCGACUUUUCGAGACUUCUGAUUUUUUUCAUGAACAUAGUGCGUGGAUUAACGGCUUUGUAAAGUUCAGAGAUGUUUUAAAUUGGUUUGACAAUGCUAGUCACCUGUUUUAUUUCUUUAGUAUUUUGUCCAAAUAAAAGAUAGAUUUUGACUUGAAUAACAUGACCCGUUUAAUACGGACACCCCGUUAAUAUGGACACUUUCUGUGGCCUCCACAGUGUCACAGUGUUCGUAUUAACGGGGUUUGACAGUAACUAAGUCUUCCCAGAGGCCUGUUAGACAAAGUGACAUUAUAUUGAAAAAAAUUAAACUAUCAAACGUUGCAGAAAUAUGGUUUCUUUCAUCUUAGCUAGAAAAGGAAACACUUCCAUAGAAUAUAGCAUUUCAACACAAUGAUGAUUGCAUUUAUCACUUCUUUGCAGCUGUUUUGUGAGUAAAAAAGGCCAAGGAAGAGUAGAUAUAAGAAAAUCACUGUUUGUUUCCUCUGAUUUUGCUUCAGGCCUUGAGAGAGGAAUUAACGGUAUUUCUGACAAAUAUAUAGACAAUUAUUCAUUCAAAACGAUUGAUACUUUUAAAACAAGCUAAAACAUGCUUGGCUUGAUAAAUAUUGCAUUCUUGUCUUUAUUAAUUUUGCCUCUUCCUUGGCAAAUUUAAGAUAUGAAGGGGUGUUUGGUCUAUCAGAUAUUCUACAAAUUGUAUUGGUGCAGUUCUUGUCAUGUUUUUAGGCAGAGCUCUGCUGCAACGUGUGAAAUUUUUCAUUAUUUUCUCCAGUUCUACCAAAACAGCUGAGCUAAAGCAACCUUGUCACCAGGGAUGCUCGAUGUCCGUCCCUUUUUGUCGAUAUUCUGUACUGUUGACGUCAUACGUCAUUACUGGAUAUCGGUUGGUAGGGAUCUUCCAAAUUUGGUCAAGGUUAGCUGGUUGUGAAGAAUUUGCAGAGGGAUUUCAGCCAAUUAGAAACGGAGGGAUGUUGUAAAUGAACUAUAAAAUGAUACAUUUUAGAGAGUUACGAAUUUCUUUAUUGCGCACAAACUUCUCAAACUCCUUGUUUGUUGACUUGCGUUUGUGUUUUUAUUAUUAUUAUUAUUAUUAUUAUUAUUAUUAUUAUUAUUAUUAUUAUUAUCCUUAUUACUUUUUUUCUUUUUACUUUUAGCUCAAAAUUCAACCUUAGCUUUCACCUCAAGCAUUUCGCGUACUGGUAAGUGUAAAUACUUUAUUACAUCUGAAACUUUUCCACAGCUGUGCUUGUUAUCGGAUGCAAAUUACCUAAUUACUUAAGGUUCUUCCUUUUUUGGGUUUGUGUUUCUAGGAAUAACCGUUGUAAAGACCUUUAACGUGCAAAUUAGAGUAAACAAAACCUUUUUGCUUGGAUAUACUAAUCUCAGUUCCUCCGAAUCCCUUACCCUUAUUCACAAUUUCACUGCACGAACUGAAGAUGUGUUUCGUGCACGCCUUUCGCAUUUUAAUCAAACUGAAGUGAAAAGUCUUUUAAAUGAAAGUGUGUUGGUAGAUUUGGAUUUGGAUGUUUGGUUUUAGUUCAGACUUCAACUUUAGCUUUCACCUCAAGCAUUUCGCCCACUGGUAAGUGUAAAUACUUUAUUAUAAAAUGAAAUGAUACAUUUUAGAGAGUUAUGAAUUUCUUUAUUGCGCACAAACUUAACUCGAACCUCUACUCCUUGUUUGUUGGCUUGCGUUUGUGUUAUUAUUAUUAUUAUUAUUAUUAUUAUUAUUAUUAUUAUUAUUAUUAUUAUCCUUAUCCUUAUUACUUUUUUUCUUUUUACUUUUAGCUCAAAAUUCAACCUUAGCUUUCACCUCAAGCAUUUCGCCUACUGGUAAGUGUAAAUACUUUAUUACAUCUGAAACUUUUCCACAGCUGUGCUUGUUAUCGGAUGCAAAUUACCUAAUUACUUAAGUUUCUUUCUUUUUUGGGUUUGUGUUUCUAGGAAUAACCGUUGUAAAGACCUUUAACGUGCAAAUUAGAGUAAACAAAACCUUUUUGCCUGGAUAUACUAAUCUCAGCUCCUCCGAAUCCCUUACCUUUAUUCACAAUCAAACUGAAGUGAAAAGUCUUUUAAAUGAAAGUGUGUUGGUAGAUUUGGAUGUAGAGGUAUACAGUUUGUCAAAUGCGAGUACGAUUGCCAUAGAAUGUGCACUGGAAGACGCUAACUCUUUCUUCUUCUUCUUUUUCUUCUUGUUCUUCUUGUUCUUGUUCUUGUUCUUAUUAUUAUUAUUAUUAUCUUUGUUAUUACUUUUUUUAUGUUUGGUUUUAGUUCAGACUUCAACUUUAGCUUUCACCUCAAGCAUUUCGCCUACUGGUAAGUGUAAAUACUUUAUUACAAAAUGAAAUGAUACAUUUUAGAGAGUUAUGAAUUUCUUUAUUGCGCACAAACUUAACUCGAACCUCUACUCCUUGUUUGUUGACUUGCGUUUGUGUUAUUAUUAUUAUUAUUAUUAUUAUUAUUAUUAUUAUUAUUAUCCUUAUCCUUAUUACUUUUUUUCUUUUUACUUUUAGCUCAAAAUUCAACCUUAGCUUUCACCUCAAGCAUUUCGACGACUGGUAAGUGUAAAUACGUUAUUACAUCAGAAACUUUUCCAUAGCUGAGUAUGUUAUCGAAUGCAAAUAACUUAAUUGAGUUUCAUUUUUGUUUUGUGUUUCUAGAAAUGCCCGUUGGAAAGACCUUUAACGUGCAGAUUAGAGUAAACGAAACCUUUUUGCCUGGAUAUACUGAUCUCAGCUCCUCCGAAUCCCUUACCUUUAUUCGCAAUUUCACUACAAAAAUGGAAGAUGUCUUUAGUAGCCUUUCGUAUUUAAAGCAAGUUGAAGUGAAAAAUCUUUCACAUGGAAGUGUGUUGGUAGAUUUCAAUGUAGUGGUAUAUAGUUUGUCGAAUGCGAGUACGAAUGCCAUAGAACGUGCACUGGAAAACGCUAACCGCACUGGAUCUCUGGGUUACCAGCUUGUAGGGAAUAUUGCUGUUCAAGAAGUACAACAGUCAUCCUCUUCUAUUGUUCCAACUUCAACUGCUAAGAUCACAAAAACAGGUAAAAUAUAUGUUUUUUUGUAAGCCUAGUACUAGGGAUGGCGCUUUAUUGAGAGCACUCACCUGCAACUCAUGUGGACCGAAUUCAACUGUCGAAGGUGACUCCACAUGUGGGUUGAGUUUGUUAUUGGUUCUCUUCUCUGAUCCAAGAGGUUUUCUCUGGGUAUCACGUUUUACCGCAAAAACCAACACUUUCAGGUUCCAUUUUAAUCUGAAACGCACGAACAUAUGUAAAAGAGCCCUUACGCCCUGUAGGAGCUGCGCGUAUUAAAAAAGUUCCAGGUCGACGGCGCUGAUAACGGUUCCAUGGAAUCUUUCUUUACCAGUGCAUGGGUGAAUUUGUUUAUAGCUGAAUUUGAAUUUUAAAUUAUACAAGCGUAAGGUUGUUAUAUGUUGAAUAAUGAUUAUUAAGUGAUACUAAAUCUCUAUGAAAUAAUUUCCUAUUAUUAAGUUGUGCAUGUGUCCACUGAUUAAUCUUGUAAAUAAAAAAUUCCGUUUAUCCAGGUGCAAGUGCAACUACAUAUAGCCCCUCCG
Porites lobata is the source of this 4712-nucleotide messenger RNA. The record is from the annotation of a GenBank genome assembly. Lineage: Eukaryota; Metazoa; Cnidaria; Anthozoa; Scleractinia; Poritidae.